AAAGAAAUCUCAAACCCAAAAAUUCUAUUAAAAAAAAUAAAAAAUAAAAAUAAAAAUAAAAAUAAAAUAAUAAAAAACCUCAAUUCUCUUCUUAAGCGUAGAACUACCGAAGUUAUGAAACCCUAUUCGUCUUUAAAAUAAAAAUCUCCAUGGCCAUGAUUUCAUGAAAUUUCAGGCCUUUCUGUAUUAAUAUCCUUCACCCAUUAAUUUCUAUACUUUCUUCCUUCUUUUCAACCAAAUUGACAUUUCUCACCUUUUUUUUUUUCAUCAGAUCUGUUUAUUUUUUUCAUCUGGGUAUCUCCCAAAAUAUCAAACCCAAUCCAAAAAAACAAGAACAGAAAACAAUAAUUAUGAUAUUUUCUAAGUUGGGUCGUUCCUUUUCUCGUUCUUCUCGAUCAAGGAAUCUUAUCAAUGGAUGCUACAAAGGGAGGCCAGCGAUUCUUGAUGAAAGUGUAUUAAGAAUUCCAUAUGUUAAUUCCUCUGUAAAUCGAUUUGAUUCUAAUUUAGGGUUUCUGAGGAGUUAUUUGGCUUCAAUUGGAGCUCAAAAUAAAGAUUAUUUAUCUGAUAUUAAAUAUAUGCUUGCAAAUCCUAGACUUUGUAGGUUUUUCUCAAGUGAAGCCCCUAAGAAAAAGAACUAUGAAAACUUUUAUCCUAAGGAUAAGAAGGAAAUACCGAAAACGGAUGAGCAGAAAUCCGAGUCUAAAGAGGAAUCAAACUCAAACACUGAUGAUCAAGGAAAUUUUCAAGAAGCAUUUAUGAAGCAGUUUCAGAAUUUGCUCACUCCUCUUUUGAUGCUCGGGCUUUUCCUCUCAACAUUCUCUUUUGGUCCUCGUGAGCAGCAGCAGAUUAGUUUCCAAGAAUUCAAAAAUAAGGUUCUGGAACCUGGUCUAGUUGAUCAUAUAGUUGUCACCAAUAAAUCAGUCGCCAAAGUUUAUGUGAGGAGCUCACCACGGAAUCAGACAAGCAAUGAUGAAGUACAAGGGCCUACCAGUGGUUCACCUUCAAGAGGUCAGUCAGGCCAGUACAAGUACUAUUUCACCAUUGGAAGUGUUGAAAACUUUGAAGAAAAGUUGGAGGAAGCCCAGGAGGCCUUGGGGAUUGAUCCCCAUGAUUAUGUGCCUGUUACGUAUACGAAUGAAAUGGUCUGGUAUCAGGAAUUGAUGAGAUUUGCGCCUACACUUUUAAUUCUCGGAUCACUUUUAUUCAUGGGUAGGAGGAUGCAAGGCGGACUAGGUGUUGGUGGCACUGGUGGAAGAGGAGCUCGUGGAAUUUUUAAUAUUGGAAAAGCCCAAAUUACAAAAGUGGAUAAGAAUGCCAAGAAUAAGGUGUACUUCAAGGAUGUUGCUGGUUGUGAUGAGGCAAAGCAAGAAAUCAUGGAGUUUGUGCACUUCCUUCAGAAUCCGAAGAAGUAUGAAGAUUUGGGUGCAAAAAUUCCUAAAGGUGCUCUCUUGGUUGGCCCACCAGGGACAGGAAAGACACUUCUAGCUAAGGCAACUGCUGGGGAAUCCGGUGUACCCUUUCUUUCCAUAUCUGGUUCAGAUUUUAUGGAGAUGUUUGUUGGUGUUGGACCAUCCAGGGUAAGAAACCUAUUCCAGGAAGCAAGACAAUGUGCACCUAGUAUUAUUUUCAUUGAUGAGAUUGAUGCUAUUGGCCGGGCUAGAGGACGUGGAGGGUUUUCUGGUUCUAAUGAUGAGCGAGAAAGCACUCUCAAUCAGUUGCUUGUUGAGAUGGAUGGUUUUGGAACUACCACUGGAGUGGUGGUUCUUGCUGGAACAAAUAGGCCAGAUAUAUUGGAUAAAGCUUUGUUGAGACCUGGUCGAUUUGAUCGCCAGAUCUCCAUUGACAAACCUGAUAUUAAAGGCCGGGAACAAAUCUUUCAGAUUUACUUGCAAAAGGUUAAACUUGAUCAUGAACCUUCAUACUACUCACAAAGGCUUGCAGCACUUACACCUGGCUUUGCUGGAGCAGACAUAGCAAAUGUUGUUAAUGAAGCUGCAUUGAUUGCUGCAAGGAACGAGAAGACAGUGGUUACUAUGGAUCAUUUUGAAUCAGCUAUAGAUAGAGUUAUUGGUGGCCUAGAGAAGAAAAACAGGGUAAUAAGCAAGCUUGAACGACGGACUGUUGCUUACCAUGAAUCAGGUCAUGCUGUUGCUGGGUGGUUCCUAGAACACGCAGAGCCGUUGUUGAAAGUCACAAUAGUUCCCCGUGGAACAGCUGCUUUAGGAUUUGCACAAUAUGUUCCAAAUGAAAAUCUUCUUAUGACCAAAGAGCAGCUUUUUGACAUGACUUGCAUGACCCUGGGUGGCCGAGCAGCUGAACAGGUUCUGAUUGGUAAAAUAUCGACGGGAGCUCAGAAUGACUUGGAAAAGGUGACCAAAAUGACAUAUGCCCAAGUUGCAGUCUAUGGUUUCAGUGACAAAGUGGGUCUUCUCUCGUUCCCCCAAAAGGAGGAUGGCUUUGAAAUGUCAAAGCCCUACAGUAACAAGACUGGUGCAAUCAUCGACGAAGAGGUCAGAGAGUGGGUUACCAAGGCAUACAAGCGAACUGUUGAAUUGAUCGAGGAACACAAGGAGUCUGUCGCUAAAAUUGCUGAACUGUUGCUUGAAAAAGAAGUCCUCCAUCAAGAGGACUUGCUUAAAGUUUUAGGUGAACGUCCUUUCAAGUCCGCGGAGCUCACAAACUAUGAUAGGUUCAAACAAGGUUUCCAGGACGAAAGUGACAAAACUAGCCAGGAAACUGAGAAACGGACGUCAGAGGAUGAGGGAUCUUCGCCUCUUAUACCAGAUGUGGUCCCCACAUAGUAUUUAGAAACGCUUUCUUUUGUGUUGUAUAUGGGUUAUAUUUCUCUUGUUCGUUGAAAAGGUGUAUAAUGAAAUUUUUCGCAUUGUACACUCUUAGAUAUCUUAUUUCUUCAAUGAGAUAAAUUUGGUGUUUGCUGCUGACCUUCUUCACCA
Molecule: messenger RNA, 2954 nt
Organism: Chenopodium quinoa (quinoa)
Lineage: Eukaryota; Viridiplantae; Streptophyta; Magnoliopsida; Caryophyllales; Amaranthaceae
Product: ATP-dependent zinc metalloprotease FTSH 10, mitochondrial-like
Exons: 8
Coding region: 351-2801 (816 amino acids)
Biological process (GO): protein-containing complex assembly; mitochondrial protein processing
Cellular component (GO): chloroplast thylakoid membrane; m-AAA complex
Molecular function (GO): ATP-dependent peptidase activity; zinc ion binding; ATP binding
Source: RefSeq, a predicted model, not a curated record